Stylonychia lemnae is the source of this 645-nucleotide messenger RNA. The record is from the annotation of a GenBank genome assembly. Lineage: Eukaryota; Ciliophora; Spirotrichea; Sporadotrichida; Oxytrichidae.
AUGAAAAGAAAGGAAGCACAUGAUAUUGAACACAUUGAGCCAAAAGUUGAGCUGAUAAACUAUAAGAUAUUCUUUGGCAUAAGUUUAAUAUCUCUAUAUUUCCUUGGUGAAGCCUUCUUACUUUAUAUGAACCCAGAAAAAAGGCAACUCAUGAGUGAUAAUUAUACAAGAACCUAUUACAGAUAUCAACCAACUCUCAGGGAGUAAUUUGGCAAUGACUUUGUAGAUUAUGUGCUCACUACUCCUGCUUAUUUUUCAUAAAACUUAAAAUCUUUUGGCUUAGGCUUAUGCUUGGUUUAUACUUUGGGAUCAGUAGCGAUUGUUGGAUCAUUAACUUGGAUGGGGUGGAUACUAAUGCUAGCCCAUUGCUUUUAGAUGGUUCUUAAGAUUCAAUAAUCGCCAACAAAGAUCUAUGAGAGUCUUAACACUGAAGAUGCUGAGUACCUUGCUCAUCACGACUUUCUCAUGGAUCUUGGCAUUCUAACUAUGUUGUUUUUAGUGGUUAGUUCAGUGAUGCACCCUAAAAUCAAAUAGGAGGUAGGGCGAUAAAAAGUGGUAUAAGUGAGUGGAAAAAGGGAUAGUGGAGAAAUUUAAUAGAAUGUUAUUCUAUAGGAAUAAUAAAAAUAAAAAAAGAGAAAAUUAUGA